This is a messenger RNA of Seminavis robusta, 4231 nucleotides long. NCBI's taxonomy places the organism in Eukaryota, Bacillariophyta, Bacillariophyceae, Naviculales, Naviculaceae. The record is from the annotation of a GenBank genome assembly.
GUGACAGCGAAGAAGGUACCAGUACAGUAGCGACUCCAGUCGUGGAUACUGGAAGUGGUUUGGGACGAUCAUUCGUUGAAGCCUGACGGUUGAUUGCGAAAAUUCCAACAAUUUCCUCGUUGUUGUUCUUGUUUCCUCCCUGUCUUUCUUUUUUCUUUCCUUCUCCAGGAAGCAUCGAGCGGCGCUGGCUGCUGUCUCUGUUUGUCUUGUCACUGUUCUUGAAGAAUCUUGGGAUUGACCAUGUCGAAAGGUAGCAUCACUUGGUUGACUGAACCGGCCUCAGUGUCGUCCGUCAAUGGGACUCUCCACACGUCAAUUUACCUUCGAACUGCAACACAUUCGAUCGCAGGAGCAAACUUCACGACACGAGCCUUGAAUGGAACCAUUCCAGGACCUACUCUGCGACUGCAUCCCGGGGACACUCUCAUCAUCGACUUCUACAAUGCAUUGCAACCCGGAACUGAUUCAGAAUACCGACACAAUGAAUACUCCGCCCCGGAUGAGAGCAAUCUGCAUUUUCACGGUCUGCAUGUAUCGGGGGAACUACCGUCGGACGACGUAACCAUGUCCGUGGCACCGGGGCAGCGCUAUCGAUACAUUACAAAACUUCCUAAAGACCACAUGCCUGGUAUUCACUUCCUACACCCUCAUCGACAUGGCUCGACGUCGUUACAGGUGGGUGGUGGUGCUGCAGGAGCCAUUAUCGUCGAGGACACUGCUGGCAUCAAGAACCUGCUACCAGAUCCCAUUUCAUCAGCCAGAGAGUUUGUUCUCGUCGUUCAAGAAAUGAACUUUAAAGAACUUGACAAAAUCAGUAGAAAGGCAGGAGACAUCACGGUAUCGCUUGUCAAGCCAGAGAUCAUCGACAUGAGUAGCAUCAACUUUGACAGGAAAUUCUACCUAACAAAUGGACAGGUGGAGCCUUCUUUGCUGGUGCAACCAAAUGAAUGGGUGCGGCUUCGCAUUAUUCAUGCUGGCUGGUUGGAGGGGGAUCUCAAGCUGCAAAUCCCGGGUUGUGAAAUGCUGCUGAUUGCCAAAGAUGGUGUCUAUCUCCCUCGAUUGCCAAGAAAGAUAAAGCAAGCAGAACUCGUAAACGCAGGACGUGCUGAUAUCAUGGUGCGAUGCCCCUUUGACAAAGGUGUAAAUUCAUACUCACUAGCAAGCAACAACCAGCGAUGCUUUCUCAGCAAAAACAGACGGCUAUCCAUCUUGAACCUUGUCCAGCACAGGGAUAACAUCACAGAUUCGGCGGUGGUUCCUCCUCGACCCGAAGUCCGUAGAAAACCAAAGAGGCAAAAACAAAAAGCACCUGAAAAUGAGUCGCAAGAAAACGAUUCCAACAUGUUGGACGAUUUGUCGAUGGAUUCACUUGUGUCUGGAUCCGUCUCAAUGCAGUUUCCCGAAUACCUUCAAGAUCUUCGUUCUGCAUUGGUAACGCCAGGGUGUUCCUGUACAACGAGAAUCCGCAUGCUCCGCUACCCCAGAAAGGAGGGUGAAUACUUCCAUGAAACUGUGCAAGGAGCCGUCGUGGAGAGGCACAUUCAGACGGGUAUUCAUCCUUUUCACCAGCAUGUCCAUCCAUUCCAGCUGAUCGACGGUGUUUCGUCAAAGAAAGACUCUGCGGAAUACUACAAAGUAGGCGACUGGCAUGAUACUAUUUCCGGGAAGGUCACAGUUCGCUUCAGGCCAACGGUUUUCACGGGGAAAAUGAUGGUGCAUUGUCACAUCCUUGUUCACGAAGAUACCGGGAUGAUGGGAGUUGAAUACAUUCACAAUGCAACGGAUGCAGCAACAUGCAAGUGUAACGAAUUCUUCCCCAAGUUCAAUGCCGCUGCACUUGGAGUGGUUGCGCUGCCCGCAAUCUUGUGGCUGCAAUGGCGGAGAAAGGCUAGGUCCAGAUGGAUGAGUUGUACGACGCGAGAAAGGCGGGAACCGGUUGCGAUAGAGUUUGCAUUGAACUGAGCAAGACACUGACCACAAAUCAGUGCACACAGCAGCGUGGGAAAGACAAUUUUUCGAGCGCUUCGUGCUUUCCCAGCGCGAUUGAUUGGGGCAUGACCACUAGGGGUCCCCUGGGUUUUCAGUAUGACCACGCUUUGAGAUUUGAAGCACUCUGGUGCAACAAUCUGCUUGUUAUGGGAUCUGGUGUCAGCGUUUCUUUGAGAUUUGAAGCACUCUGUUGCAACAAUCUGCUUGUUAGGGGAUCUGGUGUCGUCGUCCCUUUGUGGCUUUGACUCGACUCGUCACUCGAAAGAAGCACAAGAAGCCUGAGCAUUAUCUAAGCCGAGACUCCAACUUCCUCCUCCAGAUAAGCAGGCCCCACUGGAAUCAGGCAUUCUCGUCCCAUGUCAACCUGACAGGUGAGGAUGAUGUUGCAUUGAGUGUCCAGGACGAAUUCUUCGGCAGCGUCCAACGAUCAGAGUGGUUUUGAGAAAAAGAAGACUAAACUCAUGCUAACGCGGCAUCAAGGUCAAAAUGCUUUUAGACUAGCUAGAAGAAAAGUGGGAGGUACUGCAACAUGUGCCCUAUCUGAAUGUCUGCUUUCUGCCUACAGCGUGUCCUAGUGAUCGUCUUGGGCCCGUCAUCCAAGUCGUCAUGGCAUCUUCAUCGCCUGUCUGAACCUUCACCACCCGCACUUCAGCUGACUGGUUGAUUCCUUGGCGAAUUUUGCUACAUCGUUACAAUUCUACAACGUCAAACCUCCAUUUCAAGGAUACACCAUUAUUCGUCUCCAACGUGCUUGUUUCGUAGUUUUGUGUAUGAAACCAAAGUGUCGACGGCAGAGUCCAACCAUAGUCAGUUGCAGAGUCCACGUUGGCGACUGCACGUAUGCUCAGUCGGAGUUCCAUGUCGCCAUUAAGGAGAGAAUGGCCAAAACAACCAGCUUGCGGGUUACACCAAUUGUCAAAGUCUCCCAAGGGGUACCAAGCUCCUCGAGCCAUCUCUUGAUAUCCAAAGCCGGUCCAUGGGUAGUAGAUCAGACCUCUCCACCUGAUUUCGGGCCUUACAUGCUCGACUCCAUACGAAUGCACACUAUCCGAAAGGAACACAUGCACAUUUCUCAAAGUCAUGUGACUCGACGCAUAAAGGGGCUCUGGUGCCGGCACAGGUGCUGAAGUCGUUGCAAAGAGAGGACGUGGUGCUGGCCAAGGUGUUGACCACCAAACUCCAGGAGACAAUGGUAUUGGUUGUGGUGUGACAGGGAGCGAAACCGCUGGAACCAGCGUAGUGGGAACAGGCGAUGGAGCGUUAGUGGCCGGCGCCAACGUCGUUGGUUGAGGCGUUCUUGGAGCAUCAGAUGGUUGAGGAGUUCUUGGAACAUCAGUCGGUUGUGGAGUUCUUGGGGCAUUAGUCGGUUGCGGAGUUCUUGGGGCGUCAGUUGGUACUGGGGAGGGGUCCGCUAUAGGUGUUUGUGCCGCGUUGAGUUCUUGUGUCUGGCUUUGUGAUGGAAGAGUAGGGUUACUGGUAAUAAAACUUGCAGAGAGCGACGUAGGAUUGGGGCUGGACAGAGCAGAUGGUGUAGGCGCUAUCACCAAAGUCUUGUUACUUGCCCCGGUUGCAUCCGUUUGGUCAGUUAUGUUGUUGGAUGCAUUUGUUGAGUUUUGAGAGUCCAGCACUGUUGGUUCCAGCGUACUAUCUUGGCUUGGACCCGCUGCUAGCGUCAGACCUGGAGUCUGUUUCCCUCCGUCAGGCCCAGGUGUGGGACCUGGAGUUAGCCUCUGCAUCGUUAGCUGUUCCAUGUCAUUGGUUGCUGAUGCUGCAACAGGGUCGUCUUUGGGUGCCAGCCCCAAAGCCUGUCGGACUUCAUCGUAACCAACUACAGCAACGACAAUGAUAGCAAUGAUCAACAACAGGAAAAUCAAGCAGAUACACAAGAGACAGAAGGGUGGAUUCCCACUUUUCUUCUUUUUCUUCUUGGGACGGUUGCCCUUGGCCACUCCAAACUCGAUGGAAUCACUGGCUGGUUCAUUCUUCGAUACGAAUGGUUCAUCCUCAAAAGUCUCUUCGUUCUCGUCCUCCUCUUCUUUUUUCUCGUCCUCCUCAUCUCCGUCCCGAUUGUAAUAACUGUUCCAAACAUAGUGAUAGUAGUCAUCACCACCGGUAUUCUGCUCCAAAUCUCUUGGUGGCAGUUGUCGUUGUUGUCGUUGUAGUUGUGGACUUUCGAGUUGCGGAGGAUCCGGCUGUUGUUGCUGUGGGCUGGCUGGUAUUGUACCGGUAGCACAAAAUUGUG